AAAGAAGAAAAAAGAAAGUUUUUCUGUUUGAGCUUAGAAACUUUAGUUAAAUUUAAACAUUGUAGGUACAAAUAUGGCACCACGUGUAUCAACACCUGUUCUAAAGACAACAGAGUUGCAAACAACAAUGAGAGAAGGAUCAACACCCCCAACUCCGCCUUCAGAAAAGCAUAACAGUCAUCCAGAUGUAUUGGCUGAUGGUGUGUAUAAUGUACAUUCAAGACCUCAGAGAAGUUUGUAUGAUCAGGAUCUGGGAGGCAUGGAGGAACCAAAAACCAUAGGUUUCCUUAUCUGGGCCCUAAUAACAACGCUGACCGUGUUAGUCUUUAUUUUGCGACUGCUCGCCCGCAUGAAUCACAGAUGUUGUGCUCACAACAUUGCAGAAGCAGCUGACCAACUAGAUGCUUGGAGCCAUACUACUGUGCAACCAGGAACUGAGACCCACACUACUGUGCAACCAGGAAGUGAGACCCACGCUACUGUGCAACCAGGAACUGAGACCCACGCCACUGUGCAAGCUGGAACCGAGACCCAUGCUACUGUGCAACCAGGAUCUGAGACUCACGUUACUGUGCAACCUGGAACUGAGACUCGCGCUACUGUGCAACCAGGAACUGAGACCCACACUACUGUGCAACCAGGAAGUGAGACCCACGCUACUGUGCAACCUGGAACUGAGACCCACGCCACUGUGCAAGCUGGAACCGAGACCCAUGCUACUGUGCAACCAGGAUCUGAGACCCACGUUACUGUGCAACCUGGAACUGAGACUCGCGCUACUGUGCAACCAGGAACUGAGACCCACUCUACUUUGCAACCAGAGACCCCGAAACUAAUUCCAUUUUUGAUGAAUCAACACACUCCACCAUCUCAAGCUACAACUCCGUCCAUUACGCCAUCAACCACUUCCUCCACCGCACCAUUGUUGCCACCUGAAUCCAUUUCAGACCGUACUAGGUCAAAGUCAAAGAAAAAACUUGCAUUGUAAAAAUAGUUACAUCAGGGUACUUAUUUUUGGAUACUUUUCUUGUUUACCAAUGAUUAGUCAAACUUGGAGCAUUUUUCUUUUUGGAUUUGCAUUAUGGUACCUUUGUACUUGUUUGUCACUGGAGAGUAAGACUUGAAGCAUUUUUUUUUUUUUUUGCAUCAUGGUACUUUUGUGUUUUUUUUGUUUGUCAAUGGUGAGUAAAACUUGAAGCAUUUUUCUUUUUUUGUUGAAGCAUUUUUUUUGUUUUGCUUCAUGGUACUUUUGUACGUUUCUUGUUUGUCAAUGGUUUGACAAAUUUUUUUUGUUUUUUUUGUUUUUUUCCUUAAGGGGUAUUUCCAUGUAUGGAUUUUUUUUUUAAAUCUACGUACAUUAAAAAAUAUAAGUUUUAAUGAUUGCUCGUGUAGUCAAGAAUAAUUACACAUUUUGUUUAUGUGCUUUUAAUUUUUCUUUGCAUAACAUUUAAGGUUAAGAUCAUUAUACAUCUACAUCUGUAUGUUUUAAACUUUUUUUUUUGGAAAUCCAAGAUACCAUGUUUAUUUCAUUUUUACAUGAUUGAAAAAAAAUGAUAUUGUACAAGGAUGUUCUUCUUUAUACCUGUAUUUACUUUUUUUUUUUCAAUUUCAUUUCAAAUACUUAUGCAUGUAUGUGAUUUUAUGUUUUU
This is a messenger RNA of Saccostrea echinata, 1649 nucleotides long. RefSeq names its product glutamine-rich protein 2-like. The transcript has 5 exons. Lineage: Eukaryota; Metazoa; Mollusca; Bivalvia; Ostreida; Ostreidae. The record is from RefSeq and is a predicted model, not a curated record. Bases 74 to 988 code for a protein of 304 amino acids.